Toxotes jaculatrix (banded archerfish) is the source of this 3500-nucleotide messenger RNA. RefSeq names its product calcium-independent phospholipase A2-gamma-like. The transcript is spliced from 9 exons. Lineage: Eukaryota; Metazoa; Chordata; Actinopteri; Toxotidae. Gene Ontology annotation, biological process: arachidonate metabolic process. The coding region runs from base 192 to 2888 and encodes 898 amino acids. The record is from RefSeq and is a predicted model, not a curated record. Gene Ontology annotation, cellular component: membrane.
AGUUGAAACAGUGCUUCACAGUGACAGACUGUCAAAAGUGGUGAUUUCAAAGGACAGAAAAUUGGUUGAAGAGGAAGAAGAACAAGGUGUUGUCUUUCAGGUUCUUGUUGAAUCUGCUGCUCCAGCCUAAAUCAAUGCAGACUCAAGAGUAACAUUGAUUGUACUUUGAUUGAUUGCCGCUCAGGUCUAACAUGGGUCGCUACCUCAGCACCAACAUAUGUUCAAGUUCUGUGAACAGGACGUUGAGAUUGUACUUCAGAAUUAGGUACCUUAUGAGCCUUCUCAGAAAGCACCCUCGUCUGGCCAGAGCACCACUCUGCUUGGGCCAUCACAGAUAUUCACUGCUGUCACCUCCUCAGCUUUCCAGAUUCACAAGAAAAGCCACAUAUAAAUAUUUAAACCAUGAUGAUACAGGUUCUACCUCUUAUCACUUCCUCAGAGAUUUUACCCAAGAAGUGAAACAUCUCCAGGUUGUGCGUUUUUACUCAUCUUCUAAUAGAGAUGUAUUCAAAACUAAUGCUCCCAUUGGGAUCUUUGAGACGACUCAGAACAGCUUUCACUGGAGUUCACUGGGAGGGCGUCUUGGCCAAUCAUUUAAUCGACUGUCCAGACACAUUAACAUGUAUUUCAAGAGAAAGGAUGUUGUACCAUUAGUGGAGCAUGCCAGUUUUGUUGUCGCAACUCCAGAAUAUCCUGGCAGGUCACAGAGGCGUAGUCCAAGUCAGCGAGCAGCCAGAGAGCAAAAUGUAUCCGAGGGCAAAGACACACAGCAGGUCUAUAAAUGCAAAGACAAACAAGUGAGCUCAGGAACAAGUAUUUCAGCUCAGGAAAUGUCUGGACAGCAAUUAUUUCACAUCAGCUCUUUGGCGACAAGAUUUGGUGAAAGCUACAGUUACGUUGCUAAUCACAUUAACUCAGUUUUUUCCCGAGGCUUUGCAAAAGUUGAACUGCAGGACAAUGUGCAAACCAUUUCUUCUGUAAAAGGGACACACAGAAGGCAGAAGAGGAGAAAAAUGCAAAGCACCUCCAUUAUAAACUCUAAAGAAGCUGAAAUGUCCCAUUCUGAACAGGCAACAGUGGAGUCUAACAAUCUCUCCAGCAGCUGGGAAGAUAGCUACCUCCACUUUGCAAGACACAUCAAUAAAUAUUUUGGUGCCAGGGUUACAGAGCAGUUUCCUGUGGAAACGAAUAGCGCUUCCAAAAACUAUUUUUCAAGACAAUCUACCUCACAAAGUCAAGGUGCUACGUCACAGCUGAAGCAAGAAGAACCUAUCCCUGAAACUGGAGGCCUUUUCCACAGCAGCCACAUCGCAACUAACUUUGGAGAGAACUAUUUCCAAAUGGCCAGUCACAUAAAUCAGUAUUUCAAGGGUAAAAGUGGACAGGAGGAGGACACUGAUAGACAUCUUCUAAUAAACAUGGACCCUGGAUCUGCUGCUUCUGAGGGAUUGAAGACUGUAACCUUUAUGGACUGCCUUCGCCACCCCACAAGUGCCAUCCCUGACUUGCUGGGUCCUUAUCUAAAAAUGGGCUCCUUGACCCAGACUAGUAAACCCAAACCUGCAGUGACUUCACCAGAGGCAAUAUUAAAUAAAAAGCUUGUCUUGAGUCGGAGGCAAGCAGAGGAAAUCACACGUGGGUUGAUUGGCAGUUUGGGGCUGGCUUCGUCUCCAGGGGCUCUGAUUGCCUGUGUGGAGGCACUCAAUGAACACCUUAUCCGUUACCCCUCAUGCAAAGCUUUAAUGUGGCAGGAGAAAAUCGCAGUCACGUUGUUGAGAAAGCGGCGAACCUUCAGAGACGACCAGGUGCUUCAGAGCGCCUUAAGAGAAAUCUUGGCUCUAAUUGGCUACGUGGAUCCAGUCAAAGGUUGCGGCAUUAGAGUGCUCUCAAUUGAUGGUGGUGGCACAAGAGGUGUGGUGCCUCUGCAGGUGUUAAAGCUACUGGAAGAUGAGACAGGCAGAAAGAUACACCAGCUGUUCGACUACAUCUGUGGAGUGAGCACAGGUGCCGUUCUGGCCUUCAUGCUGGGUCUGGCCCGGUUUUCUCUAGAGGAGUGUGCUGACAUGUAUCGGCGGUUUGGCUCCGAAGUAUUUCGUCAGAACCCGCUGGUUGGCACCGUGAAGAUGGGCUGGAGUCACUCCUACUAUAACACAGAGACAUGGGAGUCAAUAUUACGAGAAAAGCUGGGAAAUAGGGUGCUUAUUAAAACAGCCAGAGAUGAGCUGACUCCCAAGGUUUCAGCAGUGAGUGCAGUGGUAAACUGGGGUACCAGUCCUAAGGCGUUCGUCUUCCGCAACUACAACCACAAACCGGGCUCUCUCAGCCGCUACGCUGGAGGCUCAGGCUACCAGAUGUGGCAGGCAGUGAGAGCGUCAUCAGCUGCCCCAGGAUACUUCCAAGAGUUCCCCUUACAAAGUGAUAUUCACCAGGAUGGAGGAAUUAUCCUGAACAACCCCUGUGCCUUGGCUGUCCACGAGAGCCGUCUGUUGUGGCCUAACCAGCCCUUCCAGUGCGUGCUGUCCCUUGGCACCGGUCGCUAUGACAACGCUAAGAAGGGUCCCGCCACCUCCACCAGCCUCAGGGCCAAAAUCAGUAAUCUGAUCAGCAGUGCCACAGACACUGAAGGGGUCCACACCCUUUUGGACGACCUGCUCGCCCCAGACGUCUACUUCCGCUUCAACCCCAUGCUGAGUGCUUUGGUGUCCCUGGAUGAGAGCCGACCAGGGGCCCUGGACCAGCUGCAGAGAGACACCCAGACCUAUCUGGAGAGAAAUCGACCCAAACUGGCCAGACUCUGUUUGGUGCUGGGGGCAGAACUCUCAGCUGUGAGCAGAACCAAAGACUGGAUGAGUGAGAGGGCCUGGGAGAUGAAACAGAGAUGGGUGUGAGUGGGUAUGAGGCAAGUCUACAAAUAGAUGCAUAUCUCAUGCACAGAUUCACACAUAUACAGGCUGUGGACAAAACAGCAGAGCUACAUUAAAGAACAAGAUCCCUUGUGUAAAUUAAUUUACCCAGUGCUACCUUCAGCCUCAGUUGUAUUUUGUGUUCAGUGAAUGCUAACUUGCUAAACUAAGAUGGUAGGCAUGGUAAACAUUAUACCAGUUCAACAGCUGGAUGUUAUCAUUGACCUCAAAGCACCACUAUGCCUAAGUACAGCCUCAUAACCACUAGCAUGGCAUUUUUUCCACUCCCUGCAGUCCAUGUACUGUACGCCAGAUCAAUACAAUGUUGUCAACAGGUCUCACAUACAUAUAGCAUUUUGUUUGACCUCUUGACAUAGACGCACAGAACAAAUACACACAUUCAUGAAAUAAGCACUCUCAUGCACUUUGUUUAAAAAGCUUUGUGCAAUUUGCCUAUGUGACAUAAUGUGACAUAAUUCAGUUGAUACUGUCUUUGAAAAUGCACUCCUCAGUUUUGAUAACUGUAAAAUAAGCUAUAAAUCUUGCUACAAAAUGUUUUCAUAUAUUCAUAUUGUUCAAUUUUGAAACUUUACGAGU